AGAGGUUCGGGGGUGAUGUGUGGAGGUGUCGGCAGUAUCACGCCCCGAAAACUUCUGCGCGUGCCAGAGAACUUGUUAAAGAAAAGGAAGAAGUAUCUGGGUCUGAAAGCAGCGGAGGCCAAGAGAGCUUUAGAGGAGAAGCGAAAGAUACAGCCUGGAAAGCAAAUCAAGUUCAAACGAUUGGAAUCCUUUGUGCGAGACUCCCACAGGAAACUAAGGGACGAUGUUCGUCUGAAGCGGAUGAGAAUUUAUCAGAAGAAAAUUCCUGGCAUUGAUAAACACGGGCUGGCAUUUGUGGUGCGCAUUACAAAAAUCGAUGGAGUCAGCAAAGCAGUCCAGGACGCCUUAAAGAAACUUCGCUUGGGGAAGAUUUUUGCAGGAGCUUUUGUGAAGGUGACCCCAUCGACCGAAAACUUGAUUCGAGUCGUAGAACCGUACGUUGCUUGGGGGUUCCCAAAUCUUAAAUCCAUCAGAGAGCUGGUUUUAAAAAGAGGGCAUUUCAGAAAGAAUGGCCGACGAGUGGCACUGACUGACAACAAUGUUAUUGAAGAGCAACUAGGAAAGUUUGGCAUCAUCUGUUUGGAGGAUGUGAUCCAUGAAUUAUACACAACAGGGGAACAUUUUUCAGAAGUGAACAGUUUCUUGUGUCCUUUCCGGCUCUCUGUUUCUCGUCACGCAGCUGUCAAUAGGAAGGGAUACCUCUCAGAGGUGGGCGAUCCGGGGAACAGAGGGGCAGGAAUUAACCAGCUUAUCCGCCAGCUGAAUUAGAGGCCAAGCUCUGACACUGCUGCAUUCGACUCACCACUUUGACUUUAUUAUCAGCAAACAAAACAUUUCCAUUGAGAGUCACUGGCAGUAUCACUGGAGGCAGAUACAGCAGCUCUCUCUGUAAACAACAUGAGUCUGAUUCCUUGGCCAAUAAUGUGCAGGUCUCGGCCACCAGUUCACACAUUCUCCUUGUGUUGGAGCUCAAAGGACUGCAAAGUAUAUGGACGGCCAAGAUCUCGCUACCCAAACAGCCACAUAGUUGGGCUAACUUGUCAGUGUGUCCUAUUCUUGGGGGGGACAUCCGUUUCACUCACAUCUGAAGUUCCCAACUCUAACCCUGCAUUUAAUAUUUUGGAACUUUUUCUUUUUAAUAAAAAAAUAUUUUCACAAGCGCUCUGUACAGUCAAA
Xenopus laevis (African clawed frog) is the source of this 1176-nucleotide messenger RNA. RefSeq names its product ribosomal protein L7 like 1 L homeolog (gene rpl7l1.L). Gene Ontology annotation, biological process: maturation of LSU-rRNA from tricistronic rRNA transcript (SSU-rRNA, 5.8S rRNA, LSU-rRNA). The coding region runs from base 16 to 768 and encodes 250 amino acids. NCBI's taxonomy places the organism in Eukaryota, Metazoa, Chordata, Amphibia, Anura, Pipidae. Gene Ontology annotation, molecular function: RNA binding; structural constituent of ribosome. The record is from RefSeq and is a predicted model, not a curated record. Gene Ontology annotation, cellular component: cytosolic large ribosomal subunit. The transcript has 7 exons.